AUGUCGAUUCCCUUAUACCUCCUCACAUUGAACUGUGGGAAACUCCAAAUCAACACGGCUGAUUUUGCCGACAACCUCCAGCAGUCGCUACCGGAUGCGCCAUCCGACUUGUUCGUGUUUGGCUUCCAGGAGAUAUGCUCGAUUAUGGAUGGCACUUUCGCCCCUUCUGCCCGAAAACACAUGUUCGAUAUCAACCGAAUCGUUUUGCAUGCCUUGAACACAAAGUACAAUGGCCCGGCAGAUGCCGAUCUCGCGUUCACGACUCUCGGGGUCCAUCACGUGGGCGUCAUCGGCAUGAUAUUGGUGACCCCAUUUGCGCUGAAGUUUGGCACCUGCAGAUUUGCCGACGCCAGCUGCGGCAAUGCCAAAUCACUGUUGAAAGGUGCAGUGGGUAUCCGAGUGAGUUACUCUGCUGCCGACUCGCUGCUGACCGAAUUGACCUUUGCCACGGCCCACCUCUCAGCUUUCGAAGGUUCGUUUUACUACGAGCGACGCAUCCAGAAUAUCCAGACAUUGAUGCGGGCGCUAGAUUUCGGCGACGGAUUCAGCUUCCUAAAGCCGGGCUCACACGCAUUUUUCAUGGGCGACUUGAACUUUCGGACGACGCAAGACCCGAAGAACUACGAGGCCGCAUUGGGAGAGCUCGUACAGCUACAGGACAACACAAAACAGCUCGAGCCAAACAUUGUGCCGAGUCUCGUGGCGAAGUAUGACGAGCUUACCCGAGGCCGAACGGAAGGCGAGCUUUUCUCUGGUUUUGAUGAGCCUUGUAUCACCUUCCAUCCCACAUACAAGUUUCACUUGAACACGGCGAUAUACAAUUCCAAACGCUGUCCGCUGUGGUGCGAUCGAAUCCUCUAUCAGUCCACAUACAAGAAAGGGAAAGUGCCCGUGAUACACGAGUACAACAGUGCAUCGACAUACCUCCGCUCUGACCACCGGCCCGUGUACUUGAAAAUCACUGUUCCUCUAGAAGCACCCGAGUCGAUUAUCGCAGAAAACGGGUAUUUUGUUGUUCUACCUGCUGCUUCCCAUCUUGCACACAACAGCCAACUUGAAGGUUUCGAUCCCAACACUGCCGUUAGCGGACCCACACAGGUGUACAUGAAAUUCACCGCGCUCGACCGAUUGCACCAGUAUGCUUUCCGAAGAAUUGCCGAUUUGGGAAUUGGAUAUGGGUUGUGGCUUGCGACCACCACGAGGGGAAGACUUGUCGUCUUCGUUCUUGCGCUCAUGGCCUGGCUAUUGUAUGCAAUGUAG
Molecule: messenger RNA, 1260 nt
Organism: Metschnikowia bicuspidata var. bicuspidata NRRL YB-4993
Lineage: Eukaryota; Fungi; Ascomycota; Pichiomycetes; Serinales; Metschnikowiaceae
Product: phosphoinositide 5-phosphatase
Exons: 1
Coding region: 1-1260 (419 amino acids)
Biological process (GO): phosphatidylinositol dephosphorylation
Molecular function (GO): phosphatidylinositol-4,5-bisphosphate 5-phosphatase activity
Source: RefSeq, a predicted model, not a curated record